AGCUGCAGAAAGGUGUUUUUCUUCUGGUGCGGAUGCUGCAGUUAGUGCCUCGUGUCCAUGGGCAGCUCCCAGGCCAGCCAUGUGUUGCAUCUCAGAAUUGAAGCUACUGACAGCCUGGCAUCAGGACGCUGCUGCACCGAGCUGCAUUCCAGAAGGAAAACAUUCAGAGGGAAGCGCUGAGAAAGACCAAAGCAUGGAGCAGCUUCCUUGUCAAGAGGAACUGAGUUAGGUCUUAACCAACAUGGGAAGAGAAGAUUAAAGUUCCAUCAUGAUUGGAGGCUUAUUCAUCUAUAAUCAUAAAGGAGAGGUUUUAAUCUCUCGAGUCUACCGGGAUGACAUUGGCAAUAGGCGCAAUGCCGUGGACGCCUUCCGCGUCAAUGUCAUCCACGCGCGGCAGCAGGUCCGCUCGCCGGUCACCAACAUCGCCCGCACGAGUUUCUUCCACGUCAAACGCUCCAACAUCUGGCUGGCUGCUGUCACCAAGCAGAACGUCAACGCUGCCAUGGUGUUUGAGUUUCUGUACAAGAUGUGUGACGUGAUGACUGCUUACUUCGGAAAGAUCAGUGAAGAAAACAUAAAGAACAACUUCGUGCUGAUCUAUGAGCUGCUGGACGAAAUCCUGGAUUUUGGCUAUCCUCAGAACUCUGAAACAGGGGCCCUGAAGACCUUCAUCACUCAGCAGGGCAUCAAGAGUCAGCAUCAGACUAAGGAAGAGCAGUCCCAGAUCACCAGCCAGGUGACUGGACAGAUUGGGUGGAGACGUGAAGGGAUCAAAUAUCGUCGCAAUGAACUCUUCCUUGAUGUGCUGGAGAGUGUGAACCUCUUGAUGUCCCCCCAAGGUCAGGUUUUGAGUGCCCACGUCUCUGGCAGAGUGGUGAUGAAGAGUUACCUGAGUGGGAUGCCAGAGUGCAAGUUUGGCAUGAAUGACAAGAUUGUCAUUGAAAAACAGGGCAAAGGGACUGCGGAUGAAACGGGGAAAAGUGGCAAACAGUCGAUCGCCAUCGAUGACUGCACUUUCCACCAGUGUGUGAGGCUCAGCAAGUUUGAUUCUGAGAGGAGCAUCAGCUUCAUUCCACCGGAUGGAGAGUUUGAGCUCAUGAGAUACCGAACCACUAAGGACAUCAUCCUGCCUUUCCGUGUGAUCCCCCUGGUGCGGGAGGUGGGUCGGACCAAACUGGAAGUGAAGGUGGUGAUCAAAUCAAAUUUCAAACCUUCGUUGCUGGCCCAGAAGAUAGAGGUCCGGAUCCCAACACCCCUCAACACGAGUGGAGUGCAGGUUAUCUGCAUGAAAGGGAAGGCAAAGUACAAGGCUAGUGAGAAUGCCAUUGUGUGGAAGAUAAAACGAAUGGCUGGAAUGAAGGAAUCCCAGAUCAGUGCGGAGAUUGAGCUGCUGCCCACCAAUGACAAGAAGAAGUGGGCUCGGCCCCCCAUCUCCAUGAACUUUGAGGUCCCAUUUGCGCCCUCUGGGCUGAAGGUGCGUUAUCUGAAAGUCUUUGAGCCAAAGCUGAACUACAGUGACCACGAUGUGAUAAAAUGGGUGAGGUACAUUGGCAGGAGUGGCAUCUAUGAGACCAGGUGCUAGCCCCAGCGGGCUGGCAGGCUCCCUCUUCUCCAAGCCAUCCUCCACGUCUCCUCAGUCUUCAAGUACAUUCAGAGAACAUCUGCCUGGCCCCUCUACGCAGAUCGGCUGACCCCGUGGCUCACCUGGGAGCAGACUCUCCUGCCUGUGCUCAGUUACCACCCGCGUUGCAACUGAAGUUCAGGAUCAGGUUGUGUGCAGGGGUGCAGUCAGCCUCCUGCUCCCUGUCCCGGGGUGGGGAAGGGCUAGUCUAACUCCCAUCCUCUCGUGAUCUUUCUAGGGAACGUCCACCAUUAAACUUCUCUUCUGUUGGUGUCUCACUACUUGCAUCAUAUCCUAGUAUUUUUGAAGUUCUUGUGCAUAUGUACUCGUAGAAUAGACCUAAACAUAGACUGGACAAAUCUGAGUUGAAGUUACCCUGGCUUCUGUACUAGCUAUUGCUGUUGUGGUAGAUGUUGCUGGCCAGUCUGGGAUGCCUGAGGUGGUGAGUUUGUUGGGCUUCUGCCACAGGAGGCGGUGGGCUCCCUGGAUCUUGCCGCCUUCUUAUUUCUUGCAAAGUCUUCAGUAUCGAGUCCUGCUUUGGGAAGGUUUGUGACCAAACAAGGAUGAGGGUUUAGACUCUUGCUGGUGUGUAUGUGGGUGGCACAGCAUUUCAGGUCCAUAGAGCACUUACCCCAACCCACUGCUGGCUCGAGCCAGUCGUUCCUUUCCAAAUGAAUUGGAAAUAAGGCCACCUCCAUCCCGGGGGGUGUGGGUCAGCUGAGCUCUGUCAGGAUGUGAACAGGGUCUGUCCUCUGGAAUCUAAAAUGCAACUGGCACUAAGAGCCCCCUGCCCCAGCCUGCCCUCUCCGCACUUCUACCAAAUGCUUCUGGGCCAUAGGAAUGCUGCUGCUACCCACAGUCCCGCUUCUGGUAGUGUGGUCUCCAUUUUGUACACUUUGUGAUUUGUCCAGCUCUGAAUCUAAUAAAGUAUGUAGAACGGA
Lagopus leucura (white-tailed ptarmigan) is the source of this 2562-nucleotide messenger RNA. RefSeq names its product adaptor related protein complex 2 subunit mu 1 (gene AP2M1). Gene Ontology annotation, cellular component: cytoplasmic vesicle; AP-2 adaptor complex. Gene Ontology annotation, biological process: clathrin-dependent endocytosis; intracellular protein transport. The transcript is spliced from 14 exons. Bases 269 to 1582 code for a protein of 437 amino acids. Gene Ontology annotation, molecular function: clathrin-cargo adaptor activity. NCBI's taxonomy places the organism in Eukaryota, Metazoa, Chordata, Aves, Galliformes, Phasianidae. The record is from RefSeq and is a predicted model, not a curated record.